Messenger RNA from Gymnodraco acuticeps, 2630 nucleotides. Its product is annotated as solute carrier family 22 member 5-like. Gene Ontology annotation, molecular function: transmembrane transporter activity. The transcript is spliced from 11 exons. NCBI's taxonomy places the organism in Eukaryota, Metazoa, Chordata, Actinopteri, Perciformes, Bathydraconidae. The record is from RefSeq and is a predicted model, not a curated record. Gene Ontology annotation, biological process: transmembrane transport. Bases 110 to 1762 code for a protein of 550 amino acids. Gene Ontology annotation, cellular component: membrane.
GUGUGGCUAUCUCACAGUUUAAGAGACUGCAAACUGUAUGUCUUCAUUCUGUUGAGUUGGAAAAGGAAUUUGUCUGCAAGCUUGGGAGGAGACAGUUAAUACUCAGGCUAUGAAGGAUUACGAUGAGUCCACUGCUUUUCUGGGUCAGUGGGGACGUUUCCAGCAGGUUGUCUUCUUCCUGCUCUGUGCCAGCAUCGUGCCCAAUGGAGUUGGCGUUUUCUCUGUUGUCUUUCUGACAGACAUUCCCAGACACCACUGCCUGAUUCCUGAGGAAAACCUGACUCAAGAUUGGCGCGAUGCAAUAAUCCCGAUAGAGGUGGUGAAUGGGAAACAGGAGCAGAGCAGGUGCAGCAGGUACAGGCUGGAUGUUGUCAGAAACCUCUCUGCUCAGGGCUUCAUUCCUGGCAGGGACGUCAACCUCACCGAACUGGAACAGGAGGGCUGUGUGGACGGGUGGAGCUACAGCAAAGACAUCUACCAGUCUACCGUAGUCUCUGAGUUUGACCUGGUGUGCAGUGAACAGUGGAAGCAACCGUUCACCUCCACAGCUUGCUUCCUGGGAAUUCUUGUUGGAUCCUUCAUCUCAGGACAGCUCUCAGACAGGUUUGGAAGAAAGCCUGUUUUCUUCGCCACCAUGGCAGUUCAGACAAUUUUUUCCUUCUGUCAAGCUUUUUCACCUUCUUGGACGGUUUUCACCAUCCUCAUUUUCUUCAAUGGUUUGGGACAGAUAUCCAACUAUGUAUCUGGUUUUGUUUUGGGCACUGAGAUCUUGACUGGCGAUGUUCGGCUCAUAUUCUCAUCUAUGGGUGUGUGUCUGGGCUUUGCCAUUGGCUACAUGAUUCUGCCUCUCAUAGCUUUUUGUUUAAGGGACUGGAAAUCUCUCUCUCUAGCUAUCUCUCUACCUGGCGUGCUCUACAUCCCUCUCUGGUGGUUAAUCCCGGAGUCUCCUCGCUGGCUGCUCUCUCAGGGAAGAGUGGAGGAGGCCGAGGCCAUAGUGAGAAAGGCGGCUAAGACAAACAGAGUUGAGGCUCCAACGGUCAUCUUUAAAGAUUACAGGGCACAUGAUGAUGACAUGCACCCUCAGGAACACCUCAAUGUUAUCAGCCUGGUGAAGACACAAAGCGUCAGAAGCACAACUGUCAUUCUCUGCCUGGUGUGGUUCUCUUUGAGUAUUGGGUACUUUGGCCUGUCCCUGAACACAUCCCGGCUUCAUGCUAACCCCUACAUCAGCUGCUUCAUCUCAGCAGCUGUAGAGGUACCAGCCUACAUGUUCUGCUGGCUGACACUGAAAUACUUCCCACGCCGACUCUCUGUCAUCUGUAUCUUACUCCUUGGUGGAGUGUCACUGUAUCUCAUUCAACUGGUGCCUGAAACUUUAUCAGAGCUGGCUGUCGCUCUGGAGAUGCUGGGUAAACUUGUUAUCACCAACGGAACAUCCCUGAUGUACGCCUACACUGCAGAGCUUUACCCAACAGUGCUCAGGAACACAGCGGAAGGCGUUUGCAUUACUGUUUCAAGAAUAGGAAGCUGCCUUGCUCCUUUUUUGUUACAGCUGAGGGAAUCUUUUGAGUACCUGCCUUAUAUCAUACUGGGGACUCUGGCUGUUGUUUCCGCCUUUGCAGCUUUUUUCCUGCCAGAGAGUUUUGGAAAACCUCUACCUCAAUCUAUUCAGCAAAUGCAAAAGAGAGAAAGCAUGAAGUGCCCAUGCAUCACAAGAAAAGAACAUUUGAAACCUGUGGUGCAUUUGGAAAGUAGACUCUGAUUGUCAAACAUGAAUGAGUUAUUCAUAAGUAUUAUACUACUGUAUACGGUUCUGAUAACACUGUUGUUUAUAAUGCCUUACGAACAUAAUUUUAAUAGUUUGAAGGCUUUUAUCACAAUUACAAGCGCUCACAAAUAUUCAGAUUGCUUUAUCUGGAGGUGAAAUGUUUACAGUGUAGUAUGUGCAAUCGAGAAGGUUAAAUAGGGAAAGUGCAUUAUGUGUAAAUAGGUAUGGACACAAUAGGGAUAUGUGCAAUUUUACGGACACUGUGCAUAGGUGCAAUAGGGAAAGUACAAUAUUAAUUUGUGUAUGAAUACAGUAGGGAAGGUGCAAUAUUUGAUUAAUGUAUAAAUACAAUAGGGAAAAGUACAAUAUUUGAUUAUGUAUAAAUGCAAUAGGGAAAGUGAAAAUGGAUUGUGUAUGUGCAAUAGGGAUAUGUGCAAAAGGGACAGUGCUGUACCUAUAUGUUUCUUGUUUGUUUCUUUGCCAGGUGAUAUGUGAUCUCUGUUCUGUAUCUAUGAUUGAUUGACCUGAAUGUUUUAUGUUUAUUAUCUCGAUGCCCAAGACACAUUUCUCCUAAGGGAGACAAUAAAGCUCUAUCUUAUUUUAUCACAAAAUCAUAGAAGGCUAUGAAGCCUUUUAUCAUGUAUAAGGUCAAGUAUCAUAAUAAUUAAUAUGGCUGGUCAGCACAUCAUUUUUUACAUUGAUAAUUAGCAUAAUGGAGCAGUAUGAUACAAAUAUGGCCUUAAUAAUUUUGGAACAAAUUAAAUUGUGCGUGCACUCUUUGCAAGCUAAGUAAAAUUACAAAUAUCAAAACAGAGCUUUAAUAUUAAAACACUGCACUAUUUUCUUUUUGAACAACAUUGAA